This is a messenger RNA of Cricetulus griseus (Chinese hamster), 2624 nucleotides long. Lineage: Eukaryota; Metazoa; Chordata; Mammalia; Rodentia; Cricetidae. The record is from RefSeq and is a predicted model, not a curated record.
AUGGAGCCAUGGCCUCUCAUGUUCCUGCUGCUGUUGCUACAGGACUGUGUCUCAGGGAACCAAUCUUCAAAGGCCUUUUCCUACUCAAGGCUAGUCUCUGCAGGAGGCUCACCCAUUCCUGCCUUCCUGGCUGCCAAGGCAACCACUUACCACUUCCUGUUCCUUUCUGGGUAUGGUCCCUCCAAUGAGGACGUGUACAAGAGAGUGUGGCGGCGUGAAGGGGAGUCUCUGUCUGUGCAGUGCUCCUACAAGAACCGCAGGAACCGCACAGAGGGCAAGGCUUGGUGCAAGGUCAGGAGGAAGAAGUGUGACCCCAGCUUCACGAGGAGCUGGGUGAAGGGGCCCAGCUACACGAUGCAGGAUGAUGCCAAGGCCAAAGUGGUCCACAUCACCAUGGAGGCCCUCAGAGUCCAGGACUCCGGAAGAUACUGGUGUAUGCGGAACACAGCUGGGAAUCUCUACCCCUUGGUGGGUUUCCUGCUGGAAGUAUAUCCAGCCCUCACAACUGAGAGAAACAUUCCUCGCACGCAUCUAACCAACACCCUCAAGAGUGGAUUUGUCACAACGGGCAAGGUCCCCAUGUCAGGCCCUCACGCCCCCUUCACCCCUGACUUGACUGUGUUCACAUCUGGACUCCUCACCUUGGCCUCAGGGACCACUGCACCAACCCCCGUGACAAGUUACAGUUUCACCGAUUCCAGUGGCACCAUCAUAGAGCCCAGGAGGAGCACAGAGCCCCAGCCAAUGACCGUGUCUCCUAGCAAUUCGAGACCCUUCUCUGCUGAUCCAGUGACCAUCUCCACUGUGUCCAGACACCUGAGCAGUGGCUUGUCCACCACGGGGAUGGGCCACCAGUUAACCCUCAACAGGUCCCAGGAGACGUACUUCCCUGUGAUGGCUGUGGUGCCGACACUCCUUCUGGCACCUAUGGUGUUGGUUAUGGUCUAUGGGUUUUGGAAGAAGAGGCACAUGGGAAGCUACAACUUGGGCAGCAACUCUGCUAAACCCUGGAUACACCUUCCUGAAAGACCAGAGACACUGUGGAAGCCUGCUUGGUCUAAGAUAAGUCAGUGAUCUAGGAAGAUGAUUCCAGUGGCCUCAGAAGCCAGAAGAGAGCUGAAGACCAGGCAAUGGCCCUGGGGCAGGAGGACAGCACAGCUGCCUUCCUUCCCUCAGGGCCACUCUGUCUUCCCUCUGCUCCCUACAAACAUCUCCAUAUGUUUGGAGACAAGAGCCAAGGCUUAUGAGCCCUUGAGGCAGCCAAUGUCUCUGGAGCCCUGUUCUGGAUGAGAAGGGACAGUGACUAAGAACUUGGGGACACAGAAGAACUGGUAGCAGGAGGUCCCAGAGCUGACCAAGGCUGUGUGUCUUCUGAUUUGCCCUGACAGUGGCUGCUCGUCCCUUCUGUCCUGGAAUCCUGCACAUUACACAUUUCUCUUGUUUUCUGACUGCCAGCCCCUCUUGGGACAACGAGAACCUUCAGCUACAGGGCCAGCCUUUCCCAAGACGGGUGCAAAGGCUGAAUGUAGACUCCCCAGUCCAGUCCUUGCACCCAUGCCACAGGGAUGAGCUCAUGAGGGAGACUGAGGGCACAGCCUACACCUUGAGGUGUCUGCAGCCCCUUUGAGAGGGCCCCUCUUCCAGACUCUAUGGUUGGCCACAGAGCCAACACAUGACCACUUAUGAAAAAAAGACCACAUGAAGGUACCCUGCUUAAAAUAUCAGUGAAUGGAGGACUAGGUUUGGAGCAUUGACAAAGAGGAUUCUAGCCUAGAAAGAUAGGCAGACACACGGACACACACAGCCCGGGGGUCCAAUGGCCUAUGGACGCUACCUCCUUCCUACACACACCACAGACUCAGUCUCUACUAUCUAGAUCAUUGGUCCAGAGAGGAGCAGUGAUGGCUGUGGGUUAUAGGUUGUGGGCAGUGAGCUGUGGGCAGUGGGUUGUGGGCAAUGGGCUGUGGGAUGAACUGUCUCCCUAGUACAGAUACAUACUAGCUCAUGAGGGCUUCAAAGAUCCCUGAGCCAAAUACAGUAUCUAUACUCUCAGCCCUGAGUCAGGGACCUCCUAAUGGGACAGCAAACAUCACAGGAGGGUGACACAGCUGGGGCCUUGGUUGUACUCCAGGAUGGCUUUGGAAAGAUAAAAGAGCCAAGGUGUAAACUUGGGAACAGAAGAGAGUAACUUCUGAUAGAACACGACAGAGGAGAGAACGCAGGCUGAGCAACUGAAAAAUCAAGUUCUAGAAGGAAGGACACACACACACACACACACACACACACACACACACACACACACACACACAACACACCUCUGGCUAACAAGCAAUCUGUGUAGAGCCACCACCCUAGUGGGCAACUGGGAAGACAGACUCACAGCACCCCCAGAGUCCCUCCUCCAUUCCUGGCCAUGCACCUUCAUUGGCCCUGACAGCCCUGAUUUAUGGACAGCACAUGGACAGGCACUCAGUGUAAGAACCAAUGAUCCCUGUGUGACCCUGACCAAGCCAUGAACCCUAUCAGGGCCUCAGUUUUGCCUCUCUUAUGAAAGGGGGCAAUAAUUCCUACCUCUAAAGAGUGUUUGGGGGAUGCAAUGAAAUGACAUAAACACUGUGCGACUC